This is a messenger RNA of Priapulus caudatus, 1630 nucleotides long. Its product is annotated as gastric intrinsic factor-like. NCBI's taxonomy places the organism in Eukaryota, Metazoa, Priapulida, Priapulimorpha, Priapulimorphida, Priapulidae. Bases 16 to 783 code for a protein of 255 amino acids. The transcript has 5 exons. The record is from RefSeq and is a predicted model, not a curated record.
GCCUCUCUCGCUCUCAUGGCGAUCAGCUGCCUCGUGCAGAAAGACCAGCCACUCUGGAACCUCGACCUUGACUUCGAGGAAAGAGUUAACCACCUAGCGGCUCAUCAGUUGUCGGAUAUGACCUUUGGCAACGCACACACCACCGCACUAGCGAUCCAGGCGCUGCAAGCUGCUCAGCGCGUCGUCACGCAAAUAUGGCCGCCGGUGCACGUCGGCAGGACGCAGUUCGAUCGCGUGCACGGCGCCACCAGCGCGCUUUGUGCCAUGGCCGAGAAUGACGGGUCGUACGGGCACAGUGUCUUCACAACGGCCGAGGUGCUGCCGGCGCUACGGUGGCGCACAUACAUCCGCGAUGACGCAUUAUGCAGAGUGACGUCACCAGAACCCAUCAACACAAACGGAAUGUAUAAUGUCUGGCAGACGAACCCUAAGUACAUAACGGUCGACAUGCUCGUCAAGAAUGCGAUAGAUGUCAACACUUACUACAACGAGCGGCUUGAGUCGGUGACGGCCAAUUCUUCUCUUCAUAAAAUACUGACUGAGGUGCAAGAAAUGGACCCGAACUUCUCGUUUGAAACCGAGCAGACGGAGUUAGGUAACAUGCUGACGUCACUGUUCAACGUCGACGCCAGUCUCCGUGACAACAGCUUCUGGGCAGUGUACCGCAGCGCCCCUGGCGGAGACGAAUACGCGGUUCACGUCGGAAUCGAUGAAUUCAUCCCACAAGAUGGCGACACCAUCGUUCUCAAGUACAGACGCGCUGACGGCGAUGCUCAGUUUUGAUUUCUCUACAUUCCCGUCGAUGAGCUAAACACUGAUAUCUCUACGCCAACAUGGAAUAAAUUGCGAUGAUUUUAUCAGAUUAUCCAGGAUUUUAUCCGAUCCAGAAUAUUUCACCCGUUAAGUAAACGAAGAACCGCGCCUUUUACUACGUAGCUGAUUAUUUAGAUUAUAUCUAAAGUAUCAUUUUUUUGUAAUUAGUUAUUACACUAGAUUUUGUCAGAGCAUGUGAUCAAAUAAACCAACUAUAUAUACAAGAUGCCACGGAAAUCAAUAAGGUAAAUUAUAUUCUAUAAUCGUAUUCGUUGAAAACUUGUUUAUAACCUAAUUAUAUUAUUAUUAUUUAGUUAUUUUCACUGUGUUUAAGUUGGAUUUAGAUCUUUCGUAGCAUUGUUGGCUUCACGCGGCAAUCUGGUACUUCUCUCUCAUCGACAGCUCUCCUGGAUGAGUGAAUACCUGCAGGGUUUCACUGUCCGCAUCCGCAGCAUGCUAACACUGCUGUGAGGAUUUAUGAUUACCUAAUAAUAAAUUAGGGAAUAAAAUAAAUAAUAAUUUCGAGGAAAUCAAAUACCGCCUCGCGUAAUCGUUGAUUUACAAUAGCGCUAACGAUGUUCCCUGUGGGAGGAUAGUGUGAGGAACAAUCGCUCAUCUCUACUCCUCUCUAAACCGCAACCGAUCGUGCCCCUGACCCACCUGCACUGACAUUCAAGCUACACUCUACCCCACCCCGCAUGCUAGUUAACCUACGCCCUUCACUGUCCUGGUCGAUUAACCUUGUUUAACUUUAGCAAUAAAGCACAAAGCUUCCUCUGGUUGUCGUCCGCUGUGUAUAUAGCCUAUAGUUCUCAUG